Messenger RNA from Morus notabilis, 1338 nucleotides. Its product is annotated as Golgi to ER traffic protein 4 homolog. NCBI's taxonomy places the organism in Eukaryota, Viridiplantae, Streptophyta, Magnoliopsida, Rosales, Moraceae. The record is from RefSeq and is a predicted model, not a curated record. Gene Ontology annotation, biological process: protein insertion into ER membrane. Bases 585 to 827 code for a protein of 80 amino acids. The transcript is spliced from 5 exons. Gene Ontology annotation, molecular function: protein binding. Gene Ontology annotation, cellular component: cytosol.
UUAUUUUUUGUGUUUAAUAAAAACAUAAAAAAGACUUUUGAAAGAAUUUAAGGAGAAUUUAAAGCUAAAAUCAGAAGCAGCCCAGGGCUGCUUCUGAUUCUAGAUUGUGUGGGAAUCUAAAAAGCCUCUUUAAUGAAAUUUUUGUUAUUACGACUUUACUCCUGCUGAAUGAGAAAACAAUUCCAGACCCAAAAAAUUUUUGCUCUUCGCGGUCAUGUUCCUCUCCUCUUCCUCUACGAUCUCCCCCGCCGCUUCAACGUUGGCAUGCUCAACCGCUGGAGGUCCGGCCAGAUGCCGGUCACCGCCCACCGAAGAACUCUGGCCUUAAGCGGCAGCACAGUGUCGAGUACUGGAUGAUGGUCUCACUUCUGUACGACGAUGAUGGGAGAGAGGUCGUUAGGGUUUCGGAUCCGUAAAUGGCUGAAGCCUUUUUCUUGCCGUUCUUCUCCUCUGUCACAGUCUAGUUCAUUUGGGUGGAAUUUGGUAGUCGGUUAUAUUUUGUUCAUUUGAGGUUGCUGGAGUUUGUCUUUUUGCUUUUUUUUUUUGUUUGGAAUUGUUCGGGACCGAUUCAGAUCUCGAAGGCCAUGUCGCGGGAGAGACCUAAGAGAGGCGUACUACCCCCAGCUCAAGAGAAUAUUGAGAAGUUAAAGAAAGUUCUUGAAGAGGGUAAUUACUAUGGAGCCCAACAAAUGUAUAAAUCUAUAAGUGCAAGAUAUGUCUCUGCUCAGAGGUAUAUGGAAGCUUUGGAUAUACUUUAUUCAGGUGCCUGCAUUCAAUUGGAACAUGGGCAGGGAAUGUCCACUGGACUUGAAAGAAGCGAUCUCUAGUGUGUGUUUGCUGCACCAAGGUGUGCCGAAUUGCCGGAAUUACUGCAGGUUCAAAUACUAUUUGCAUCUAAAUAUGGAAAGGAAUUUGUAGCAGCUGCGUCUGAGCUCAUAUCAGAUUGCGGUGUCAAUCGCCAGAAUCGAAGGAACUAAUAAGAAGGCCAGAGUCCUAUGGAAUAGUAUGGUGCUCUCAUUGUUAUGGUCUCUGUGGAUGGAGCGGAAUGGCAUAAUUUUUUAGGAAAAGGCAGGGUCAAUUGAUAUUUUUGAGAAGGCAAAGUUCUAUGCAUUGCUAUGGGCUACUUUAGGGUUCCCGUUUACUUUGGUCAUUUUGAAUUGGAAAGAUGUUAUAGGGAAUUGAUUUGAGAUACCGUUUAUGUGUUUAUCUUGCUCUUUUUGUAUGUUAGUCAGUUUUUCACACCUGACAAUUUUUGUUUCUUUUUGGUUUGAGGAUACCUUGUCCUUUGCCCUUGUUAUUGAAUUUUAUCAAUAAAGUUUUUAUUAUAAAAAAAAUAAG